Molecule: messenger RNA, 3114 nt
Organism: Trichosurus vulpecula (common brushtail)
Lineage: Eukaryota; Metazoa; Chordata; Mammalia; Diprotodontia; Phalangeridae
Gene: L3MBTL1
Product: L3MBTL histone methyl-lysine binding protein 1
Exons: 22
Coding region: 106-2538 (810 amino acids)
Biological process (GO): regulation of DNA-templated transcription
Cellular component (GO): nucleus
Molecular function (GO): protein binding; zinc ion binding
Source: RefSeq, a predicted model, not a curated record
CCCCCGUGCGCGCAGGCGCGCGCCCAGCCUGGGAAGCCGCAGGCUCAGCGUUCAGUGACCACAGGCUGGUUAUUGUAGGUGACUGGUGGGGCCCUUGAGUGGCCCAUGGAUGGGAGAGUGGAGAUGGAGAUGUUGAGGACCUUGAAGGGCACUGCUGCUGGGGAGGUCAGCGUCCACCUGGUUGCCAACGACAGCACUGGCCAUCUGCCAGCCACCACCUUCAUCAUCCCAGCCAACACCACAACCAUCAGCCUCCCUACCAACACCUUAGAGAUCCCACGGUUCCCCAGGGAGUCUACAAGAGCAGGAGGACCAGAGCGGAUCCCAGGGAACGAGCCUGUCACAGCCACGGUCCUCCCCCAGCUCAGUUCAGGGCAGGCUGGCAACACUGUCCGAGUGCUUGAGUGGAAGGAUGGGGCAACCUCCCUACCUGGAAGCAACCUACGGCUGCGGAUCAGUGACUAUGGGACGCUGAAAGUGGUGGGCACAGACAAGAUAACCUCCCCAGAGCUGCUCCGGGAAGACUCGGACCCAGACAGAGCCCCUCAGGGCCCAGUGGUUGGUGGUGAUGCUGCCUCCCAGAUGCAGGAAUGCCCUCAGGGGCGCCAAGAUGAGGAAACUUUGGGCCAUUGCCACAUGUGUGGGCGUCAGAAUGUAUCAGGGCAAAUCAGGGGUUUCUGCAGUGAACAAUGCCAUCGACAAUUCAAAGAACGGUCUGUGAUUGUGGAGAACUCAGGGGGCAGCACCAACACAUCCGAGCUCCUGAAGCCUGUGAAGAAGAGGAAGAGGAAGGAAUAUCAGAGCCCUUCUGAGGAGGAAUCUGAGUCUGAACCUCUGGAGAAACAAGAAGAAAGGAAGAGCCUGGAGGCCGAGCCCAUCGCUGACACUCCCGAAAGUGAGGAAUGGAGUAGCCAGCCUGGACCUGGUGAGGAGAAGAAGGAUGGGUGGUCCUGGGCCUCGUACCUGGAGGAGCAGAAGGCCAUCGCAGCACCCCUGGAUCUCUUCCAUGAUUGCCAGGCCUUCCCACAGAACAAGAAUGGUUUCAAACUGGGCAUGAAGCUGGAAGGAAUCGACCCUCAGCACCCAUCCAUGUAUUUCAUCCUGACGGUGGUGGAGGUUUGUGGGUACCGAAUGCGUCUGCACUUUGAUGGCUACUCUGAGUGCCAUGACUUCUGGCUCAACGCAGAUUCCCCCAACAUCCACCCUGCCGGCUGGUUUGAGAAGACCGGACACAGGCUACAGCCCCCCAAAGGUUACAAGGAGGAGGAGUUCAGCUGGAGCAACUACCUCCGAAGCACCAAGGCCCAGGCUGCCCCCAAGCACCUGUUUUCCAGCCAUAGCAAUAGCUCAGUGCCCACAGGCUUCCAAGUGGGCAUGAAGCUGGAGGCUGUGGACCGCAUGAACCCUUCCCUCAUCUGUGUGGCCAGUGUCACCGACGUGGUGAACGGGCGUUUCUUGGUGCACUUUGACAACUGGGACGACACUUAUGAUUACUGGUGUGAUCCCAGCAGUCCUUACAUCCACCCUGUUGGCUGGUGCCAGAAGCAAGGAAAACCCCUCACCCCUCCACAAGAUUAUCCAGAUCCUGAUAGUUUCUGCUGGGAAAAGUACCUUGAAGAGACUGGAGCCUCUGCUGUCCCUUCCUGGGCCUUCAAAGUGCGACCGCCCCAUGGCUUCCUCAUCAAUAUGAAGCUUGAAGCCGUGGACCGAAGAAGUCCAGCUCUGAUCCGAGUGGCCAGCGUGGAGGAUGUGGAAGACCACAGGAUAAAGCUCCACUUUGAUGGCUGGAGUCACGCCUACGACUUUUGGAUUGAUUCUGACCAUCCUGACAUACACCCUGUGGGCUGGUGCUCCAAGACUGGCCAUCCCCUACAGCCCCCACUCAGACCCAGAGAACCCAGCUCUUCUUCUCCUGGGGGCUGCCCCCCACUCAGCUGUAAGAGCCCACCCCACGUUAAGACCUCAAAGUACAGUUUUCACCACAGGAAGUGCCCCACACCCGGCUGUGAUGGCUCUGGCCACGUCACUGGAAAGUUCACAGCCCAUCAUUGCCUCUCAGGCUGCCCACUGGCCGAGAGGAACCAGGGCCGAGUGAAAGCUGAGCUGUCGGACACCGAGGCCUCUGCACGCAAGAGGAACCUCAUUGGCUUCGCCCCCAGGAAGAAAUCUCGACACCAUGGCCGGAUUGGGCGCCCUCCAAAGUACCGGAAAAUCCAGCAGGAUGAUUUCCCGGCUCACCCUGGUCGACCUUUGUCCACAUGCUGGGAGCAGCACUGCAAACUUCUGCCGGGGAUAGCAAGUGUCAACGCGGCAUCAGUGACCAAAUGGACCAUCGAGGAGGUCUUCAGCUUUGUUCAGAUUCUGACGGGUUGUGAUGAACAAGCUAAACUCUUCAGAGAUGAGAAGAUUGAUGGCGAGGCCUUCCUUUUGCUGACACAGGCGGACAUCGUGAAGAUCAUGUGUAUCAAGCUGGGCCCAGCCCUGAAGAUCUAUAAUGCCAUUCUCAUGUUCAGAAAUGCCGAUGAUACCUUAAAGUGACUGUUCCCCUGGGUCAGGACUCCCAAUCAUCGGGGUCCUCCCCUUCCUGCUGACAUCUCCUUUUGGCCCCGGCUCCCCAAACCUGCAUCCCCAUCCUCUCUCUGUCUUGCCUCUCCCUGUUGGGAGUCUCGUCUGUUUCCAUCCCAAGUUUGGUCUCCAUGUUUCUGGGGGUGGUCCUUAGGGAGUGGGAAUGGAGGGACUUUGGAGAAAAUGCAGUCCCCAGCUCCAGAAGCCGAGUUUUCUCCUGAGGUUCUGGCAAAGGCAGAGCAUGGACCGGAGAUAGGCCUUCCUUCCAAGCUAGCCCGAUAUCUUGGGUCCAGCUCUGUGCCCACACAUUCUAAAAUUGUUGUGGAUGUUAUUGGGUGCUGGGGGAGGUAGGGACAGGACUGCUGACCAGGGAAUACCUGGAGUGGCUGUAAUCACAUGGUCCCUCAAAUCUCCUCAAUAACUCCCCCAUGGACUUUCUUUUUCGGCAACUGGACUUUUUCAGAGCAGUCAAAAGCAACUUUUCAAAAGCUUUAGGAGCUUGGCAGAAUGGGAAGCAUCCAAGAGGAAGCAUUUUCUUCUGACAUAAUU